UAUUCCAGUACUAAUGGGGGGUAGAAUUAGGGUCAAGAAAUAUGUAGAGGACUACUUACCUACAUUGUAGUCUCUUAAGUCUGUGCUUUUGUCCACAGUUUGUGUUAAUAAAAAUACCUUAACAUACUGAUAUCGACUUUGAUCAUAAACUCGUUCUUUCCACUUCCAUUUUGCUUAUUUCACAGACAAAUUUUCCCAAUCAAUGGCAGCUUUCUAUAGGGAACCUAUAGAUAAAUAGGAACAGUAUGAAAACUAACUUAUCUUUUUGUUCCCCAGAACACAUAGGCACUGUCAGCACCAUUACCACAGAGAUGGAAAAUGCAGUGAUCCUAAGGGACAUUGAAGAUGGCAAUGUGAGAAUGUUGGGCACGAAGCUCACUGUAAAGGAUGUCGAGAUUCUGAUGGUUGUUUUGAUUGCCACGGGUGUCAUCCUCUUGCUAGUUGCUCUGGCUCUUGGUGGUAUGGUGUGGUACCAGCAUCGGCAGAGAAAGCUUCGGCGCAACAGGAGGUCCAUCCUGGAUGAUAGCUUCAAGCUACUGUCUCUCAAACAGUAAUAACUAGAGUCUGGAGAUAUCCUGAGGAAACACAUUUGCACUCCCCAAAUCCCAAGAAACUGUGGAAUAGCAGCUAACUCUACUGUGAAAAGGGCAUAGGUGUUGGAGGGGCAGAGGAUGGAAUCAAAAUUAUCUGGCAUUUCUUCAUUUAUUUAUUUACAUGGGAAUUACAUGUUUUUACUUUUCUUUAGUUUCUUAGCUACACCCAGACACUUAGGAUAAGGUAAAUUCCAUAGUAUGCUCCAUAACAGAUUUCAACAGCUGUAAUAAUAUUUUUCAAUUCUUGGAAGGUAUGAAAAUUUCCUAGAAAUGGAUCCUUCUUUAUGAAGUAGAUACCAAGGAAAUAAACUCAUUAAGUAGUUUUUUGGUGCCAUCCAGAAUGGAAGUAAGUUCAACUAAGGUCAUAUGAGCUCCAAAGUUAACUCAAAAUUUAGGAAUGUGAACACAAGCAUGAUAGGGAAUAGGAGGUAGUGUGAGAAUUGGGAACACCAAUUAUGUUUUGAUUUUCCUUGGCAGUAGACUGUUUUGGAGAAAUGUGUGGAAGGGUUAUUGAUGCCGUAAUUGCCUACUGCCUGUGGAAUCAGACAUUCUUCAGAAAGUCAGUCAUUCAAUAUUGUAAACAGUGUGGUACUGAGGGGAAUUUUGAGUGGCCACCCCGUGUUUCAGGGAGCAAAUUCUGUAUACUAAAGUUGUUGUUAGAGCUUGGCCCUGGUGGCUCAUGCCUAUAAUCCUAGCUACUCAGGAAGCUGACAUCUGAGGAUCCUUGUUUGAAGCCAGCUCAGGCAGGCAAAUUUGUGAGAAUCUUUCCUCAAAUUAACCAGCAAAAAGACAAAAGUGGAGGUGUAGCUUAAGUGAUUGAACACCAGCUUGAUUGCAUAAAGCUAAGCGAGAGUACAAGGCCCUUAGUUAAAGUUUCAGUACCAGCACAAAAAAAGUAUUUGUUAGAACAAGCACUGAAUAUAGUAGUUUUGAUGGCUCUUCUGUGGCUUCAUCCUUUUCCUCCUCCUUCUUGCAUAGGAGAUUGAACUCAGGGCCUUGAGCUUGGAUCCUUGUGGCUUCAGGAAUAUCUGUAAUUGAAACAGAAGACUCUCAGGUUUCUGAAAGCACAAGUGUCUGCGGUCCUUUGUUGAUACUGCAGAUUUCUGUUUUGGGAAGCUAUCCCAAAGAAAUCUCCAAGUUAGACUCGUUGAUAUAGUCUAUAAAUGGAGCAAUUCCCACUAAUUUAGCCAAAAUAUACAAUCAGGAUAAUGGAUAAAGUAUGGUAUAUAUACACAAUCCAUCAGCCAUAAAAAAGAUUGAAAAUGAUAGCAAGAAAAUGGAUGAAACGAGAUCAGUGUGUUAAUAAAUCAGAUUCAGACACUUAUAUUUUAUCUUUCAUAUAUGUAAUCUAGACCUGAAAAAUAAAAUGUUUGUCAUGAAUGUCAGAUGGGAGAAUUUUUAAAGGGAUAAGUGAGGGAGGGAAGGGUUGAAAAAUACUGUGGGGUAAAUAUGAUUGAAGUACAUGUAGGAAAAUGCAAAAAUGAAACCUGUCAAAACUAUAAUGAACAAGAAAGUAACAGGGCAUGAAUUUGAUUAAAGUAGAAUAAACAAAGAAAAUAUGGUAUAUAGCAUGGAAUAUUGUUCAGCUGUAAAGAAAAUAAAAUUGCUAUUUUCAGGAAAAUAAAUGGAAAUGGAAAUCAUCCCAUUAUGUUAGAAAACCUAGAUAUUGCAUGUUUUCAUUCAUUUGUGGAGCCUAGACUUAAUAAUGAGACAUGAAAUGUAAAAGAGGAAGUCUCUGGGGGAUCUGGCAGGAGGAUUAAGAUGGAAAUGGAAGUGCACUGAUUGGUGAAGAGAAUCAGUCCUAUUUAUAUGACAACAUAAUGAAACCCACUCAGAAAACAUUGAAAAUGGCGGAAAGAAGGAAAAAUAGAAUAUAAUGCAGAUCCUGUAUGUAUUCAAAGUAUUCUGUGCACAUGUAUUGAAUUAUCAAAAUGCUGCCCCCUAAUACUUUCAAUGUAUGCUACUUCAAAAUAAAAAUUUCAAAUUACAUUA
Molecule: messenger RNA, 2585 nt
Organism: Perognathus longimembris pacificus (Pacific pocket mouse)
Lineage: Eukaryota; Metazoa; Chordata; Mammalia; Rodentia; Heteromyidae
Product: hephaestin-like
Exons: 2
Coding region: 246-554 (102 amino acids)
Source: RefSeq, a predicted model, not a curated record